AUGUGGACAAGGAGGGUGAGGAGCUUCAGCAACCUCCAGGCAAAGCUAGGGUACCUGUUCAACUACGCAGGUCGCAAGCAGCUCCUCGUCAAUGCGAUGAAGACGUACCUGAUGAUCUUCAACAGCCUACCCACGCGCCCGCUCACACUCUACCUCGGCGACACACAACUCACGUACGUGCGCGAGGUCACCUACGUCGGAGUGCCCCUGGCCAGCGACAAGGCGAACAUCUGCGUCCCCUUGUACAAGGUCACCAGGGACAAGGCGAACAGGGCGGCAUGGGCGAUCACGGGCGCCGACUCGGUUCUGAAGGGUAUGCCUCCCGCGGCCGCUCGCCUCCUCUACACGGCGCGGGUCGACGCGCUACUCACGGCAGCAGCCGACAUCGUGCCCGACAUGGACCGUAACAUCGAAAUGCUGGAGAAGGUGCAGGUCUCUUUCUUGCAGAGGAUCCUCGGCCUCUCUUCGCAAUCGAUGAAGCUGCCGCUGUUCACGGAACUCGGCCUCAUGCCAUUGCGGUACUGA
Molecule: messenger RNA, 525 nt
Organism: Peniophora sp. CBMAI 1063
Lineage: Eukaryota; Fungi; Basidiomycota; Agaricomycetes; Russulales; Peniophoraceae
Source: the annotation of a GenBank genome assembly